Messenger RNA from Quercus robur (English oak), 833 nucleotides. Its product is annotated as photosystem I reaction center subunit II, chloroplastic-like. Bases 107 to 700 code for a protein of 197 amino acids. Gene Ontology annotation, cellular component: photosystem I reaction center; photosystem I. The transcript has a single exon. Lineage: Eukaryota; Viridiplantae; Streptophyta; Magnoliopsida; Fagales; Fagaceae. Gene Ontology annotation, biological process: photosynthesis. The record is from RefSeq and is a predicted model, not a curated record.
UCGAAACUAUUACAUUCUCAACCUCAUUGAAUAUCCCACAAGACCAUAAGCCAUUACAAAGCUAAGAGUCUAAGACCAACCAAAUUUCCUUAUCUCUAAACCCUCCAUGGCUAUGGCAACUCAAGCUUCCCUCUUCACCCCACCUUUCUCUGCUUCAAAAUCAUCAACCUUGUCCUUCACUACUCCUAAGACACUCAAAUUCUCAGCCCCAAAGCGCACAACAAUUAAGGCAAGUACAGAUGCACCCACAAAGAAAGAGGCACCAGUGGGGUUCACACCACCACAAUUGGACCCAAGCACCCCAUCACCAAUCUUUGGAGGCAGCACUGGAGGGUUGUUACGUAAAGCCCAAGUCGAAGAAUUCUAUGUGAUCACAUGGGAAUCUGGAAAGGAACAAGUUUUUGAGAUGCCAACAGGUGGUGCAGCCAUAAUGAGGCAAGGUCCUAACUUGCUCAAAUUGGCUAGGAAAGAGCAGUGCUUGGCUCUUGGGUCAAGGUUGAGGUCUAAGUACAAGAUCAACUACCAGUUUUACAGGGUGUUCCCUAAUGGAGAGGUCCAAUAUUUGCACCCCAAGGAUGGAGUCUACCCUGAAAAGGUGAACCCAGGUCGCCAAGGAGUUGGGCUGAACUUAAGGUCAAUCGGUAAGAACGUGAACCCAAUUGAGGUCAAGUUCACUGGCAAGCAAGUGUAUGACUUGUGAGGUGUAGCUUUAUUUUGAUGUUUUUGUGAUGUAUUUAUGUUUCUAUGUGACUAUUGUUGAUGUUUGUACGUUUAUUUUGUUUUUCAAUUUGCUACGUCAAAGACAAAUAUAUAUUGAAUUGUUGUUUGUCUAA